Messenger RNA from Helobdella robusta, 849 nucleotides. RefSeq lists its product as hypothetical. The record is from RefSeq and is a predicted model, not a curated record. Gene Ontology annotation, biological process: phosphatidylinositol dephosphorylation. NCBI's taxonomy places the organism in Eukaryota, Metazoa, Annelida, Clitellata, Rhynchobdellida, Glossiphoniidae. Gene Ontology annotation, molecular function: inositol-polyphosphate 5-phosphatase activity. The annotation marks the transcript as partial. The transcript has 12 exons.
CCAGACUUCAUUGGGCUUCAUUGCCAGGAGGUUGGCGGGAAAAAUUACGAAGACACAAUGAAACAUGUCGAUAAGUUUACUAGAAUGUUACUACAGAACGAGCACAUGUCUCAAUACAAAAGAGCCUAUGUUUUUUUAGAUGAAGAUUUCACGGCCGUUGAAAAAUUUACGGCGUUGGGCUCCCUAUAUUUCAUACACAACUCAGUCAAGGAUGUUGGUAUAUACAACUUUGCUGAGAGAACAUUUGUUCCCGCCGAAGGAAAAGAGGUCUUUACAGGAAACAUCGAACACGUUCCCAUAAAGGAGAAAUCCAAAUUCCCGAAGGAUUUCUUCCCGGACGGUGUGUGGUCUAGAAAGGGUUUUAUAAGAACUAGAUGGAGACUAUAUAACACAGUUUUUGAUCUGGUAAACCUUCACCUGUUUCACGACGCAUCAAAUAUCGUUGCCAUGGAGAAGAGUCCUUCCCUGUACAGUUUGCACAGAGAGCAGGCUUUAUUGCACACCAUUAAGAGGUUUGAGGACGACGAUCACACGAAGGUUCCUUACUUCAUAUUUGGCGAUUAUAACUUUCGCUUGGACACCCAUAAACUAAUCAAGCUGAAGCAAUUCGAUACUGAGCCAGACGCUUGUAAGUUAAAACUCUACGAAUACAACGUCACUUUUCAGCCAAGUUCCCCAUUUAGUGAGGAUGCCGAUGAGUGUAAGAGUUACAUGAAGACGAGAUGCCCUGGCUGGUGUGAUAGGAUCAUGAUGUCCCAUUCCUGUCGCAACAUCAUUCUUAAUGUAGAGACAGAAGUUGAAUAUGCGAUGAUUGGUAAGGACGUAUGCAUGGGCGAUCACAAGGUUUGA